AUGUGGAGACUACACACUUGCGACAACGACAACCGACGACCUCGUGAAGCCGACAAGAUGGGUGCCCUCAAGUACGUCGAAGAGAUCCAGAAGAAGAAGCAGUCCGAUGUCAUUCGGUUCCUGCUCCGCGUUCGCUGCUGGGAGCUCCGCCAGCUGAACGCCAUCCACCGUGCUUCGCGCCCCUCUCGUCCCGACAAGGCUCGCCGUCUCGGUUACAAGGCCAAGCAGGGUUACGUCGUCUACCGCAUCCGUGUCCGCCGCGGUGGCCGUAAGCGCCCUGCCCCCAAGGGUGCCACCUACGGCAAGCCCACCAACCAGGGUAUCAACCAGCUCAAGUACCAGCGUGCUCUCCGUGCUACUGCUGAGGAGCGUGUUGGCCGCCGCUGCGCCAACCUGCGUGUCCUGAACUCCUACUGGAUCAACCAGGACUCCACCUACAAGUACUUCGAGGUCAUCUGCGUUGACCCCCAGCACAAGGCUAUCCGCCGUGAUGCCCGCAUCAACUGGAUCUGCAACCCCGUCCACAAGCACCGCGAGGCCCGUGGUCUCACCGCUACCGGCAAGAAGUCUCGUGGUAUCAACAAGGGCCACCGCUACAACAACACCAAGGCUGGUCGCCGCCACACCUGGAAGCUCCACAACACCCAGAGCUACUGGCGUUACCGUUAA
This is a messenger RNA of Penicillium cataractarum, 669 nucleotides long. RefSeq names its product 60S ribosomal protein eL15. Gene Ontology annotation, biological process: cytoplasmic translation. The record is from RefSeq and is a predicted model, not a curated record. NCBI's taxonomy places the organism in Eukaryota, Fungi, Ascomycota, Eurotiomycetes, Eurotiales, Aspergillaceae. The coding region runs from base 1 to 669 and encodes 222 amino acids. Gene Ontology annotation, cellular component: ribosome; cytosolic large ribosomal subunit. The transcript is spliced from 5 exons. Gene Ontology annotation, molecular function: structural constituent of ribosome; RNA binding.